Molecule: messenger RNA, 2085 nt
Organism: Ilex paraguariensis (yerba mate)
Lineage: Eukaryota; Viridiplantae; Streptophyta; Magnoliopsida; Aquifoliales; Aquifoliaceae
Source: the annotation of a GenBank genome assembly
GGUACAAAAUAUUGGGCCUCCAAGUGCAAACUUUUGACGGCCCAAACUACAGCAUAGAAUUGGAUUAAUGUGAUUACUACGACUCUGAAAAGUUUCGUGCUCUCUCUCCCUCCUCGAGCCAGGUCCGGCGACAAAAACAUUCAAAAAGGAGGGAAAACCCUUAAACCCUAGAAAAUCAGUGGACUCUCUCUCUCCCUAACAAGGAUAUACUUCCAGAAGAAUGGUUUGAAAUAUAUUCUGCUUCAUAUUCAGUACACUUCUUCCAAGAGGCUUUUGGGUGCGAGUUGUGAGUAGUAGACUGUGGAGGGUAUCGCCCUUUCUACCGAAGCCAAUGGCGAGGCUUCUUCGAAACGUUUUGUGUCUAAAACACUCUCUAUAUGCACCACAGAGUUUUAGGAAGGGAUUAUUGGGGACAUCCUCCCAGCUAUGUGAUUUUUCUUCUAAAGGAAAAAGGAAAUCGAAGUCAGAUGGAAGUGACUCAGGUGAAGAGAAUAUGUCGAAGAAAGAUCUGGCCCUACAGCAAGCGCUGGAUCAGAUCACUACCUCGUUUGGAAAGGGAUCUAUCAUGUGGCUUGGUCGGUCUGUCUCUUCUAAACAAGUUCCGGUGGUAUCCACAGGAUCUUUUGCUUUGAAUAUAGCAUUGGGAAUUGGUGGACUUCCAAAGGGGCGUGUAGUGGAGAUAUAUGGCCCAGAGGCUUCUGGGAAAACAACUCUUGCUCUACAUGUAAUUGCUGAAUCACAGAAGCAAGGAGGUUACUGUGUUUUUGUUGAUGCUGAGCAUGCUCUUGAUCCAGCACUUGCCGAGGCUAUUGGGGUCCACACUGAAAAUUUGCUUCUCUCGCAACCAGAUUGUGGUGAACAAGCUCUCAGUCUUGUUGAUACCCUGAUCCGGAGUGGUUCAGUUGAUGUUGUUGUUGUGGACAGUGUAGCUGCCCUUGUGCCCAAGGGUGAACUUGAUGGUGAAAUGGGUGAUGCACACAUGGCAAUGCAAGCUAGGCUGAUGAGCCAGGCACUUCGCAAAUUGAGCCACUCUCUAUCUAUGUCACAGACUAUUUUGAUCUUUAUAAAUCAGGUGAGGUCAAAGCUGUCUACUUUUGGAGGAUUUGGUGGACCCACUGAAGUUACCUGUGGUGGUAAUGCCUUGAAGUUCUACGCUUCUGUGCGCCUAAAUAUAAGGAGAAUAGGACUUGUCAAGAAAGGAGAAGAGACUAUUGGAAGUCAAGUUCUUGUGAAGAUUGUAAAGAACAAGCAUGCCCCACCAUUUAGAACGGCACAAUUUGAGCUCGAGUUUGGCAAAGGGAUAUGUCUUGAAUCAGAAAUUAUAGAGUUGGGGUACAAACACAAGUUCAUUACGAAAAUUGGAGGCGCAUAUUACAGCAUGAACGGUCAGAGUUUUCGUGGUAAGGAUGCUAUUAAACAUUACCUGGCCGAGAAUGUAAGUGUACGAGAGGAACUCAUGAUGAAGCUCAGGGAGAAGCUGAUCGACACCAAGCCAGACAAGGAAAAGGAGGCUGAAAUGGAGGCCGUAGAUGGUGAUUCUACGGAAGAGACUGUUUCACCUGAUACAACAGACGAAGAAAUUGUAUCUGCAGUUGAGGCAUGAGCAAAAAUUAGGACUCCAAAUAUAAAUGGCAAUUUUGAUUUUUUUCCUGGUGGCAUGCUUCAGUAUCUGCAGUUGCCUUCCAAUUGAUCAUUGAUGGCUUUGUGCAGCCCAAGUCAGUGUACAACAUUGAUGGAAGUGUUGAGCUGGCCUUGAAUUUAUGAUCACUUGCUGUUCACAAUGGUGGUCUAUUUUGCUAAUGAUCUGCCAAUGAUCCGGCAAGAGUGUUCCAGAUGACUUGCUUCCAGACGACGGCCUUGUAAGUUGUAAUUGUCCGCAUAUAUAUAUAUAUAUAUAUAUUUUGCGUCAUGAAGUAGAUUGGAAUUUUGUGGGUUCAAAUUGAACAAUUUGAGGAAAAAAAUGUAAGGUCCCCUGUUCAAUUCCAUGGAAUCAUUUCAAUUGCUUGUUAUAAAUCUUAAGUUUGUAUGUUAAACGGGUUGGCCUUGUAUAUCUUAGUUGAGAAAAUCUAGCAAAGAAAGCCACAG